GUGACGUUGAAUCACUCGCUGGGUUUGGUUUGGGUCAACUUUUCUAAUGUUUUCCGGAUUGUAAUUAAUUUAAUGUAAAUAUUAUCAAUAUAUGUGCGUUAUCUAACUUGUAAUCACAACAUGGAACUACAAGAUACUUACUAUAACAAAUCGGAAUACGUAGAAACGGCUUCCGGCAAUAAAGUUAGCCGGCAAACAGUGUUAUGUGGUUCACAAAAUAUAGUAUUACAUGGAAAGGUGAUAGUUCAAAGUGACGCUAUCAUCAGGGGUGACUUAGCAAAUGUAAAGACUGGUAGAUUUUGCAUUAUCAGCAAGGGUUCAGUAAUACGACCACCUUUCAAGAAGUUCAGCAAAGGAGUAGCAUUCUUCCCUCUUCAAAUGGGUGAUCAUGUGUUUGUCGGAGAAAACACAGUUGUUAAUGCAGCUGUAGUUGGGUCAUAUGUGUAUAUUGGAAAAAAUGUUGUUAUUGGUAGGAGAUGUGUUCUUAAAGACUGCUGUAUGAUAGAAGAUAACUCGGUAUUACCUUCAGAGACUGUUGUGCCAUCAUUUGCAAGGUAUUCUGGCAGCCCUGCAAGACUCAUUACAACACUCCCCGAAGCAAUGCCUGACCUCAUGACAGAAUUCACGAAGAGCUACUAUCAACACUUCUUACCUACCACUAUGAAUUAACUUCAAAUGAAAUAAUAUUAUUUAUUGGUAAAAUUAAUUUCUCCAAUAUUUGCACAUCUGCAUUACUGCUUUCUUUUAUAAAGAUUAAUAUAAUUCUUAAGCUUUAUAUUAAAAUAUUAUUGUUUAAUUAAA
Messenger RNA from Pectinophora gossypiella (pink bollworm), 801 nucleotides. RefSeq names its product dynactin subunit 5 (gene DCTN5-p25). The transcript is spliced from 4 exons. The record is from RefSeq and is a predicted model, not a curated record. The coding region runs from base 121 to 669 and encodes 182 amino acids. Lineage: Eukaryota; Metazoa; Arthropoda; Insecta; Lepidoptera; Gelechiidae.